UCUUAAUUUUUUCACCGGUGGAUUUUUAAUUGGAGUCGGAGAUAAAAAAGGUCGCAGGAAUUUCAUCCUGGUCUGUUUAGUUCUUUCUCUUGCUUGAGCUCGCAGCAUCUUGUGUAUCCAUGCUGCUUUGGUUCUCGUCGUGGCCAGCAAGCAUGUCUGCCGUCUUCUGUGAGGCUUGGAUAUUCCGUUUAUUAUUGUCUUUCUGUCGUGUUCUUCCCAUUCAACUUGACAAAAACGAAAUCUAAACGUAUCCUAUGACGCUAAAACAAGUUGUAGUUAGUUUAUUUCAACAGUGAUAGCCAAUGUAAGACUGUUAACCACCUAACCCUCAAUGUUGCUUUGACAAGCGAGAGAACACGCCCUCACAGCGACGCCAUCCUGGACAUCCUGAGGAAUCUACUUCCAGACUGCGGUCUGUUCAUCUCAAUACUUCAAAACUCCUAAACACGUCACAAGUCUGGUACGUGGGUCUUUCCAGUGAGUUGGGGAAGAAUGAGGAACCAUGGCACAGUUUGAAAGCCUGAUAUGGACUAUACCUAUUAUAUUGGUGUUUGUAAGCAUUGGAUGCUGUAUUGCAUGUGGUAGAGCUGAGUACAGAAUAGGGGAUGAAUGUUGUCCCAUGUGUUCACCAGGAAAUCAUGUAUAUAAGCAUUGUACUGAAUUCACCAGCACCAGCUGUGUGCCCUGUGUUGAUUCUACAUUCCUUGAUGAGCCCAAUGGUCUCAUAAAAUGCAAAGUGUGUACCAACUGUGAUCCAGGUUUGGGUUUGAAGGUAAAGCAGCCAUGUAGACCUUCAUCAGACACUGUCUGUGGGACACUGGAGGGGUUCUACUGUCUAGACCCAACUAAGGAUGGUUGUAGAGCAGCCCAGAGACACAGCAGCUGUGAACCUGGUCAAUACAUCAGUAACACAGGAACAACAUCUACAGAUACUGUGUGUGCUGACUGCCCUGAUAAAACUUAUUCAGAUGGAUCAUUAACAUCUUGUCAACCACAUACAGAAUGUGAAUUCUUUGAAAUUGAACCAGGAACUCCUUGGUCGGAUUCAGAAUGUGGAGUAUCCUCACUUCCCACAGAUGGAAUCAUAGCUGGUGUUCUGAUUUUUCUAUUUUUUAGGACCAUAGCUGGUGUUUGUUUAUUUAUGAGAAGAAGAGAAAUGAUGAGAACAAGACAAAACUUAGACCCUCAAAUACCUACACAGGCCUUUCUGUUCUUUAUGUCCUCCUUCCCGCUUAGUGACCAUGACUCAUUGGUUCACAGAACAGGGCUCCGGUGA
Molecule: messenger RNA, 1276 nt
Organism: Oncorhynchus gorbuscha (pink salmon)
Lineage: Eukaryota; Metazoa; Chordata; Actinopteri; Salmoniformes; Salmonidae
Product: tumor necrosis factor receptor superfamily member 14-like
Exons: 9
Coding region: 503-1276 (257 amino acids)
Biological process (GO): defense response to Gram-negative bacterium; negative regulation of alpha-beta T cell proliferation; positive regulation of peptidyl-tyrosine phosphorylation
Cellular component (GO): external side of plasma membrane
Molecular function (GO): protein binding
Source: RefSeq, a predicted model, not a curated record